UCUCAAGUCUCAAUCCUUUGAUCUUCUCUCAGUUUUUUUCUCUCUCUCUUUCAGUAUUCUAAUAAUAGUAGCAACUUGAUUCUGCUAGUUUUGGUAAAAAGGAAUAGUGUUUAGAUACGAAUCAAACCCUAUUUAUUGGAUGAUUAAAAUGCUAAGCAAACCAGAUUAAGCACUGUGAACACCACAAAGUAUGCUCUUUCUCGUGCUAUAUGAUUUUUGAAGUCAGAUAUGGUGAGAGAUUCUGGUGGUUGUGGUGGUGUUCUUCAUCUAUGGAUAAGCUUUGAGUUACAAAGGGAUUAAAACAAGUUUUGGCUAAAGAAGAAAUGUGCAAGUGCUAUGUCAGAGUAGAGGGAAGGUUUCUACAGAAUCUUAGGUGUUAUUUGAUGCUGCUUCUGUUCUAUCUUGUUCACGGAGGCUGGUCUUGACACGCUUUCAACGAGAAGUUCACUAUUAAUAACAAUGUGUUUCAAUAAGAACGAUAUGGCAAAUGAAGUGGUAACUGAGAGACCAGCGUUUGGUUCAUCUGAAGAAGAUGAUUCUCGAGUUGAAGAUACAGCUGGAAAUGCCAACAAUUUGUUACAGAUCACUCAACAACCGAUAGCCCCUGUUGUUAACUGGGAGAGAUAUCUCCCAGUUAGAUCGCUUAAGGUUCUCCUGGUGGAGAAUGAUGACUCAACUCGCCACAUUGUUACUGCACUUUUGAAGAAUUGCAGCUACGAAGUUACUGCUGUUCCGGACGUCCUUGAAGCCUGGAGAGUCCUAGAAGACGAGAACAGCUGCAUUGAUCUUGUCUUAACGGAGGUUGUUAUGCCGGUGAACUCUGGAACCGGUCUGUUGUCCAAGAUAAUGAGCCAUAAUACACUUAAGAACAUCCCCAUCAUAAUGAUGUCAUCUCAUGAUUCCAUGGUUCUGGUGUUCAAGUGUUUGUCGAAUGGCGCUGUUGAUUUCCUCGUGAAACCUAUUAGAAAGAACGAGUUGAAGAAUCUUUGGCAACAUGUCUGGAGAAGAUGCCACAGCUCUAGCGGCAGUGGGAGUGAGAGUGGGAUACAUAACAAGAAGUCAGUGAAAACUGAAAGCACUGAUGAUGAAGGGUCAGAAGACGAUGCCAGCAUGAGCGAUGAAGAUCACGGGAAUGAUGAUGAUGGGAGUAACGGAGAGGGUGGGAGUGAUAACGGAAGUGGAACUCAGAGCUCUUGGACCAAAAGAGCCAGUGAUAUGAACGUGGGAACCUAUGGCAAUGAACGGGAAGGUGUUAAUAAACUGAAAGAGGUUGACGAUGAGAAUGGACAAAUAGGCAACGGAUCACAGGCAGGACAGUGUAUGAGUAAGAAAGCUGUUCAAGCUUUGGAGAGAAACAAUGGUGACUUGUUGAAUCGCUCUUCUGGUAACUCACAAGUAGAAACCAAAACACCUUCAUCUAACCCUGAAGAUUUGCAAUCACUGGAGCUAACUUUGACAAAACCAAAAGAGGCUGGAGAUCAGAGAGCCGGUGGUGAUCGAAGCGUUCUGAGGCAUUCUAAUCACUCUGCCUUCUCAAAAUACAACAACGGUGCUACUUCUGCUAACAAGGUAUAUUAUCUACGUCUCUUAGUGUUGUCUUUGAAAUUUAUGCCGGUUUCAUCAAAAGCUUUGAACUUUGCUGAGCAGGCUCCAGAAGAAAAUGUGGGAAGCUGUUCUCCUCAAGACAGUCCCGUUGCCAAAAUAAUUGGUUCCAGUUCAAGCAGUGACAAUCCUUCGAAUCAGCAGUCUAGUGGAAGCGACCGAUCCGCACAAAGAGAGGCGGCUUUGAUAAAGUUUCGUCUUAAGCGUAAAGAGCGAUGUUUUGAGAAGAAGGUAAGGUACCAUAGCAGGAAGAAACUAGCUGAGCAACGGCCUCGCAUCAAAGGUCAAUUCAUUCGCAAGAUGGAUGCUUCUAAAUCAGGAAAUGAGUGUCAGAGUAGUGAAGACAAUUGAAGCAAAAUUGGUAAAGAAGACUGAAGAGAGAUUCACUUCGAAGAUUUGAAGAACAAAGUGGAAUGUAUCUGUGACAGAGUCUUUGAUGGCCUUUUGGAUUCUAUGAUUUAUGUUUAUAAAAAUUCAUCUUUUUUAAUAAGAGUGUCUAUACACUAAAGGUCAUUUCCACGAGAACAGUAAAUUAAAAGGCAUUUUCAUA
Molecule: messenger RNA, 2152 nt
Organism: Brassica napus (rape)
Lineage: Eukaryota; Viridiplantae; Streptophyta; Magnoliopsida; Brassicales; Brassicaceae
Product: two-component response regulator-like APRR3
Exons: 10
Coding region: 460-1953 (497 amino acids)
Biological process (GO): phosphorelay signal transduction system; cytokinin-activated signaling pathway
Molecular function (GO): protein binding
Source: RefSeq, a predicted model, not a curated record